AAGGCAUACGGGCGGGCUUGCCGCUGCCGCCGCGCAUGCGCACGCAACGACGCCUGCUAGGCAGGGGCACGGUUGGUCUAAGAUGGCGGCGCCCUGCGCUUUUGAGCCGUGGUUGGAAGGGCGGCUGGAGGCGCUGGGGCUCGACGGCGAUGUCUACGGGGGUUAUAUACGAGGGGUAUUACGAGAGGCGGAGUGCGACGCAGAGCGUCUGGAAGGGCUGGCGGGGGCGUUGGCUGCGGGGGAACCGGAUGAAGAUGUACUCCAAGAUGUUUGCAGAGAAAUAGUUGAAAAGUGGUCAGAGGCACAAAAUGCUGGAACUAAUGAGAAAAAAGAUGAGAUCGAAGCCAUUGCCAGCAUCAUUGAAAAGCAGGCACAGAUUGUGGUGAAGCCAAAAGAGAUUUCUAAGGAGGAGACACUACAGAAAGCUGCCCUCCUGGCCCAGUAUGCUGAGGUAACAGAUGAAGAAGAUGAAACAGAUGUUCAGGAUGAUCCAGGAGCAGCAGCAGUAACUAUCAACCCUGAAAAAUCUUUGUUCAAAAAUACCAACCUGGAAGAUGUGGUGAAUGCCCGGAAGCUGGAGAGGGAGCAUAUGCGUGAUGAGUCACAUCGGAAGAAAGAGCAAGACAGACUCCAGCGGGAGAAGGACAAGUUGAGUAAACAAGAACGCAAGGAGAAAGAGAAGAAGAGGACACAGAAGGGUGAGAGGAAGCGGUAGCCAGGACAGUAAUUGGACUAUUCCCCUCUCUUCCCUCUGGCCCCCAUUAUCUAAUAUAUUACUCAGCAUGCAUGCAUGUAUGCGUGUACGUACACACACACACACACACACUUUAAAUACUGCGGCGUGUGCUUUCUGAACAGCAGCAUGUCUUCUGUAUUUUGGUGAUGGACUGGCAGGAGUUCUUGUCCUCUUCUUUGAUGCACUGAAAGAAAAUGAUAAUUGUACACAUUUUACUGUCCAAGGGUUGAGCUAAGUGGUGAUGGCCAACAUCUGUAACCAAAGAAUUGUGUGGUAGCUACUCUCCCCCCCCUUGUCAUUUUGUACUUUUAUUAACCACUUCAGGAGAAACAAAAGUUAUGGGGAAGAGCAAAGAUUAAAAAUGUGUCAUGUUUGGAGCUACAGUUCCCAGAAUCGGAUGGCUGAGGGAUUCUGGGAAUUAUCUUCCCAGAAAGUAAUGUUUCCAACCUCCGGGGAAGAGUUUGAACUGCCUUGGCAAAAAUCACUCUAGCCAGAGGUUGCUUAGAUUGAUGCAACUAUGAACAAAAUAGUUUCCCAUAUAUGUAACCCAAGGAAAGGUUUACAAGUUUAUGAAGCUGAUUUAAAAGCCUGGUGAGCGACAAUUAAAUCUUCUGCAGCCAAAAAUAACAGGAUUACUACUACAUUUUGGGGCUGGGCUAGUCAAUCUCUACGUGAUUUUAUCAAGGCUGUAUUUUUGCUGUUUAAGUAAAGUUCUGUGGCUUCUAAUUUAA
Pogona vitticeps (central bearded dragon) is the source of this 1467-nucleotide messenger RNA. The record is from RefSeq and is a predicted model, not a curated record. Lineage: Eukaryota; Metazoa; Chordata; Lepidosauria; Squamata; Agamidae.